AAUAGAUUCUUACCAGGACUUCUGAGAGAAGUACCAAGUAAAUGCAGGUUUUGUAAAUGUAAUAGGAAACACCCAGUGGUAGAUAACACUGUAAUUUUCCUAGUAAAUGGGAAGUCUUUCCUUUUGUAGAAAAGUUUUUAUUUUAUUCCCAGUUUGCAUCCAGGUGCUGUGAUGAUAGUCUGAAACUGGAUUUGAGAAGCUUUAGGUCUCCAGGCUGGCAGGCCUUAACAAGAAGUGUUAGGUUUAGGCAUCUGAGUAGCCCCCUAAAUAAAGUAUUUUAAGCUAAUUAAAUAGUUUAUAAACCUAAAGGAUCAUUUAUCUUGUAGAUGUGAUAUAUGUUUAUGAGCAUAUGUGGAUAUACUCACUCAGAUAAAAGCUGACAAUUAAAUUCAGUUAGAGAUUGGUAUAUGACACUUGCCUAAAUUUACAUAGAUUAGGUUAAUACCUUUGCAGUGCCAGAGUACCAGCCCAUUGUUGUCUUCUCUCCCAAACCCACUUCUCCCCUGUUCACCUUCAUUGUAAUCUACAGCUUUUCAUUUCAGCAUUCCUGUGUCUGUAGUUAAGCAUUGCUACUUUCAGUGGUGAGAGGGCAAACAAAAAAUGAUGCCAUGGUGUUUCUUUUUGAUUUAAGAACCAUACAUAUUUUUCAGCUUGCAUAUUUUAGAAGCAAUUUUUGGCCCAAUUCCAAAGCAAAGAGUGUUUAAAGACUGUAUUUCUCUUUUAAUCCCACAUAUCACUCUAUGAGGGUAAUGAAUGUUCUUACAAUGCGAAAUUAAAAGCUAGGCAUUAUGAAGUGUAUUUGUUAGCUGUGGUAGUAUGAUUUUAUAGUGAUACUAUUAUUGCUUAUUUUUAGUCCUGUUUGCGAUAUUGAAGUGCCAGAAAGGCUGUCUUCCUCUUAUACGCAGCUGAAGUGUUAUCAUUUGUUGGAAAGAUGUGUCCAUGUGCCUGCCAGAGAAGGAAGCGAGGAGGAGAUCCUGUUGGUUCACAGUUCGGAAUACUUAGAAGUGGCAAAAAGCACCCAAACAAUGAAUGAAGAGGAACUGAAAAAAGUCUCUGGAAAUUACGAUGCUUUCUUCUUUCAUCCGGUGUAACACUUACCGCUGUGCCAAGCUAGCGGUAGGAGCAACUUUGCAGCUGGUGGAUGCUCUGAUGUCCGGAAAAGUGUGCAAUGGAAUGGCAUUAGUAAGACCUCCAGGUCACCACAGCCAGAGAAGUGCAGCUAAUGGGUUCUGUUUGUUCAACAAUGUUGCUAUUGCAGCAGAAUAUGCAAAACUGAAAUACAGUCUACACAGAAUCCUGAUUGUUGACUGGGAUGUGCAUCAUGGGCAAGGAACUCAGUAUAUAUUUGAAGAGGAUCCAAGUGUUUUGUAUUUUUCCUGGCAUCGCUAUGAACAUCAGGAAUUCUGGCCAUCACUCAAAGAAUCUGAUUAUGAUGCUGUGGGUCGGGGAAGAGGAAAAGGUUUUAACAUAAAUUUGCCUUGGAAUAAGGUUGGGAUGGGAAAUUCAGAUUACCUUGCUGCAUUCUUCCAUGUGUUGCUUCCAGUGGCUUUUGAGUUUGAUCCUGAGCUGGUCAUUGUCUCUUCUGGAUAUGAUUCUGGAAUUGGUGACCCCGAAGGUCAGAUGAAUGCCACUCCCGAAGUUUUUGCCCACCUUACCCAUUUCCUGAUGCAGUUGGCUAAUGGCAAGCUGUGUGUCAUCCUAGAGGGUGGGUACCAUUUGAAGUCAUUGUCUGAAUCCGUCUGCAUGACUGUAAGGACUUUGCUUGGAGAUCCUAUACCUCAAAUAACUGGAGAAAUGGCACCUUGCCUAAGUGCUGUUGAGUCUAUUCAAAAUGUGAGAGCAGCCCACAAACCCUACUGGAAGUGGUUGAUGUAUGAAGACGUAUCAUUUUUACAAAACUUGAGCACCAAAUCACACCUACUAACAAAAGCUGAUCCAAGUCCCUCCACAGAGCAUGAAUCUAAGAUAACUAACAACAACAAAAUUGUUGAAGUAGAAAGGUUUUUGGAACUGCACAUGAAAAACAUUCUAUUUCCAGUGCCUCCCAUCAAAACAGCAACAACAAUUGACUCUAAAGGGUCAGCACAUUUUCUCCCUGGACCUGUUCAUUUGGUGAAGGAAAUGGACAAAAGUGAAAUCAAAGCUCUUGUCAGUGGCUUUUACGUAGACAUUGUGAAAGAGGACAAAACUCUGUUCUCUCUUGGCAGUGUGUUGGCUGUCCUAGAUAAAAUACUUAAGAAGGAGGUAUGCAAUGGAAUUGCAGUAUCCCCCACUGCUGUGUCUGUUCCUGUUGCACUAAGACAUUCUGUUCAGUUUGGAUUUCAAAGAGUGCUUUGUAUAUUUGUUGGGGACAUGCAAAUCAGACCAAAUACAGAAGAUGGAAAAGUACUCAUGGUACAUAUUUGUGAGAAAGAAGAGUUUGGAAAGACCAGCUCCAAACACUAUAUUUCUCUAAGCUGGAAAGAGGAUGCCAAAGGAAAUGAUUUCUUUCCUGCUGUACUUGGAGUAAUUCUUCCUGUAGCAUACAGUUAUCAACCAAACUUGACAGUAAUAGCUGUUGGACCAAACAGGAGCCUUGGAAUAAGUGGGAUUUCUCUGCUUUUUGCUUUGCUACAAGGAUUAGCUGAAUCUCGCAUUUUUGCAGUGAUUGAGGAUACGGAGAUAAACUUAGUGCAAAGUGUAGCCAAAGCAUUAGUGGGUACUUCUACACCUCACUUUGGAGUUUUUGUACCUCCUACCCAGGAAAAAGUAAAACAAAUAAAAAUAUUAAGAGACCAAUUUCAGCAGGAAUGGAAAAUGCUUCAGUGUUCAGUGAAGGAUGGGAUUUCAAGAAGUUGACUUCAGAAUCAUUUUACACAGCAGAAGAAAAUGUGUUGCUGUUCAUGUUGCCUUUUAAAUCACCAGGAAAAGAGCUGGUCAAUCUCUAAACAGAGUGAGGGUCAUUUACAAUUAUCUUCUGUUUUUAAAACCGUUUAAAUGAGUAUUUUCAGCUGGAGAACUCUGCAAAUUCUAUAUCGGCACUAGUUAUUUGGGACUGAUGCCUGAAACAAUUCCUGUACUUCAUGACUACAAACUGGGGCCUGUGUCGUUUGUGACAUUGUAAAGCAGGCUUGUAUGCAGUAGCUUGACUCAAGUUCAAGAAUUCCAGAAGACAGGCAUCUGAAAUGAGCAAUCAUAACAGCCAAAACAUUUUAGUACUAUUCAACAUUAUGCAAAAGUGCUUACACUGCUGCCACUACCAAUGCUUCAUUGGGAGUUUAAGCUUAACAACCAUUAUCAUCACAAGUGUGAUACAGGACAUGCACACACUGUAGGUGUUCAGCUGCUUUUCUUCCUUUUUACAACUGACAACUGUCCAUUAGAAAAAUUAAAAGAACAGACAAUGUUAGGUGAAUCCUUUGUAUCAGAUUAUGAAAUAAAAUUUCACUUGUGAUGAUAAUGGGAAUGGGCAUGAGAGAAAAAAGAAAAAUUGCAUUUAUAACCUGACAUAAUUGAAUAGAGCAGUGUAGAGGGGACUUCACUCACCCUUCUUUCCAAACGUAGCUUGUUUCUGUGACAGAUAAAAACCCCAAACCCCCAGAGGUUUGGUAGUGGUCUAAGGCUGACAUCAUGUCAAUUCUCAAAAUUAAAUAACAUCCUGAGGCAAUAGCCACAGCCUGCCCUAUUUUGCAGCAUUCCAGAUUGUAACUGAGGGCUCAUGUUUAAGAGCACUUCUCUGUGUGACUGGGACUUCAAUAAUGUGACCUUUUAAUUUUAAACACUAAAAAUGAUGUUUAUACUGGUGUUGCUGCUGGGAUCAGCUUGACAUUAUCUUAGUAACUAAAUCUGUCUUUGCAAUUUUCUGUUCUCACUGAUACCCUUCUCAUUGGCACUGCUUU
This is a messenger RNA of Pezoporus flaviventris, 3878 nucleotides long. It is a transcript of the gene HDAC10, whose product is annotated as histone deacetylase 10. Gene Ontology annotation, molecular function: histone deacetylase activity. The transcript has 19 exons. The record is from RefSeq and is a predicted model, not a curated record. Gene Ontology annotation, cellular component: histone deacetylase complex. Bases 1066 to 2838 code for a protein of 590 amino acids. NCBI's taxonomy places the organism in Eukaryota, Metazoa, Chordata, Aves, Psittaciformes, Psittacidae. Gene Ontology annotation, biological process: chromatin organization.